AUGAUUGAUAAUAUCUUCCAACUAGGAAAAAAUAAUCAUAAGCAUGCACUAUUGCAGUUGAACGAUAAGGAGCAAUCUGAUUCACUCCAAGCAGCGCAGUUGACGUUUAGGAAGUUUUCUGAUCCUGGAGCUGCAUCUCCGCAGACUAGAGCUGGUGAACAACAAGCACUUAAACAGGGACAACGAAGGGGUCGUUAUUUAUCUUCAAGAAGUUUGAGAAACGACAAUUCUUUGUCGACUCAAUUUCACAAAUUUAACUUUAAUUCAAAAAGUGGCUUAAAUUAUCCAAAAAGUAAUCAAAAACUCAAAGCUAAGCAUGACAUAUCAGAAAUAGUAUCACACACUCAGACUUCUGGGAAUGUAUCACCAAUAAAUGAAGGGAAUCCAGCAAAUCCAAGGAAAGAGAUCUCUCCUAUAGAUAUUGCAGUAGUAGCUGCCAAUUUGGCCAAUAGUUAUGUCGAUGAUCAAACACCAACUUCUACAGAAUUCAAUACAGUCCAUAGAGUUUCUAAAGGUGAUAUAUCAACAAGGAAAGAUAGUUCUCCAGAAUAUGUUGGAGUAAAAGAUGAUAGCAAAUAUGAACUGAUUGAUGCUCCCAGUACAAUUAACUCACAUUAUCAAGGAACUGGACAUCAGGUUCCUGGUAAAAACAUCAAUUCUAUUGCUCGGGAGGAUAUUUUCGAGAGGAGGAAUUCUGAUACGGCACUAGCACGAAUGCAUAAAAGCUCUCUUAAGAAAAAGAAUGAGGGCAUCAUUGCAAAGAACAAGCUUGCGGUAAAUAAUCAUAUUAAUACUACUGGUUUAGAUAACCAUAGUAAUGAAUUCCAAAGUCCCUUAUCUCAUAGUAGAGUCGAACUUUAUUCAUCGGAUUCCCCCGAUAAUGACCAAUAUACCACCACCAGCCCUAAUGAUUAUUCAGACGUAGAAAAUAUUCUCAAUUUAGCUAAAAAUGUUGAUUCUAAUUCAUUAAAUGUAUCCAAGUUUGCACCAUCAUCACUAUUUGAAAAACAAAAGCAGAAUUAUUCCACGUCGUCUAUUGGACAUCCAAAUGUUCCUCCGAAGAAAGUUACAUAUCAAGGUACCUUACCUGAUUUAAUUCCCAAUUAUACUAGGAACAGCACCCUUGGUAAAAUCAAAGCAAAGCUGCUAAGAAGUGCAGCAUCAAAAACAAUCGUACCAAUCAAAUCGACUGUUACAGAAGAUGAGAAUGGAAAGACUUUUAUUAAAACACAAAAUAAUACAAAAUUUAAAUCUACCAUGAGACAACAUGAUAAUUCCAGCGGGAAAGAGUAUUAUGAUACUGCGAAUUCUGAUAAAGAUUUGGAUGAAUACGACUCGUAUAGUGAUGAGGACGAUUUUGAUUCCGAUGAUGAAGAUGGUAUAUAUACUGAUUCUAAGAAUGACAAUAGCAGUAAAAGUAAAAUCUCUUCACAAGAAGAUAAUGUGAAAAAUAGAGUUCGCACUCUUAGACAGUCUGAAAUUGGGCAUAAUUUUUAUUCUCCUACCAGCGAGACAGGCUAUAGAAAUAAAUUUGAUGAAGACAGACCCUGGAGGUCACAUCAAGAUUUAUUUAUUAUUACCACGGAGGAAAGAAAAAGAUAUGAAGGGAUGUGGGUCAGUAACCGAUAUCGAUAUCUAAGUUUGGUACCUUGGUACCAAAAGAUGAUGGAUGGAGAAGAAGUAGAGUUUCAAUCGCUUCCAGAUGAAGGAUUAAUCAUGAAUCAGGUUGUGAAAGAUAUCUGGCUUCGGUCUAACCUGCCAAUUGACCUAUUGAUCAAAAUUUAUAACUUUGUCGACAAGAGAAGAGAUGCGACGCUUGAUCGAGAUUCAUUUAUUGUCGGGAUGUGGUUAGUCGAUCAAUGCCUAUAUGGUAGAAAAUUACCGAAACAAAUACCCAAUUCCGUCUGGAACAGCACAAACAAAUAUAAUAUGAAUAAAAUUACAAGAGCUACAGCAAAAAAUUUAAAGAAACAAAAAGAGAAGCUGAGGAAGAAAGAGAUGAAGCUGAUCAAGAAAGAAAACAAAUUAGCAAAUACCAACUUAGAGAUCUAA
Tetrapisispora phaffii CBS 4417 is the source of this 2052-nucleotide messenger RNA. RefSeq lists its product as uncharacterized. The transcript has a single exon. The record is from RefSeq and is a predicted model, not a curated record. Gene Ontology annotation, molecular function: protein binding. NCBI's taxonomy places the organism in Eukaryota, Fungi, Ascomycota, Saccharomycetes, Saccharomycetales, Saccharomycetaceae. The coding region runs from base 1 to 2052 and encodes 683 amino acids.